This is a messenger RNA of Perkinsus marinus ATCC 50983, 1137 nucleotides long. RefSeq lists its product as hypothetical. The transcript is spliced from 3 exons. Bases 295 to 693 code for a protein of 132 amino acids. Lineage: Eukaryota; Perkinsozoa; Perkinsida; Perkinsidae. The record is from RefSeq and is a predicted model, not a curated record.
UUGAAAUGUAAGUGCAGUACCAUAGAUCGUUGAUGGAGACUCCCUAGAGUUAGCGCCUUAGCAUAAAAUGGGAGCAAAUAGUCAGUGAGUCGUUGCUAUAGCGUAUUUGCGUGAUAUACGUCAUGUUCUCCUUCACUCUCCUGAUCUCUUCGUUCAUUGCCUUGGGCAGCGUGGAAAUCCCUGAACAGUAAGAAGAGCUACGGCUUCUUGAUUGAACUCGAAGUGAUUGUUCGAUUAGGUUUUAUAACGAGAGCAUGGGCAAGGGCCAGGAUAUUAGUGAGGGAAUCAUUUCAAAUGGUUAAUUUGCGAUCCUGUAGUUAUUACUAUAUACUCAUGUCAGAUAUGGAUGGACUAGUAGGGAACACAAAUCUGCCAUACUACGGCAAACCCACAGGUUGCACUUGCUCCGGAGAAAAAUUUGUCGGGAGCUGUGAGUGCCCGAACAACCAGGACCUAUUCGCCCUUACCGGCGGUUAUAGUACUUGCUACGCGAUCUGCGCUAAGCCAUGCGCACAAGCCUCGGAUUGUCCUCCGGCUCCUAAGAGUGCCAGUGUCCAUAUCAAGUGCGUCUUGGGUCGCUGCCUUCUUGACUGUUCAGGCUACGACGGUAUUUGCGCAAAGGAGGACGGCUCCGUUUGUUUCAGAUACCGUAUGGGACCGGCAAAGGGAACCAUGUGUUCAUGGUCCUUUUGAGAACUCAUGAACGAACAGUCCGACUCGGACUCUCUAUUGCGGAUCUUCCACAAUUCUCUACUAACCGAUUACUCAAGAUACGCAGUGACUAUCUUUUUGAACGCUAAUUGAGAGUUACGAUGGUUUAUUCUUUUCAUUCGAUCAGUAUGGUUAUCCAAUUUCAAGAGUUAGGGAUAAGAGUUAUCACGAAGAUUAUUUGGCUUAGGGAACCAUGUGUCUAUGGUCCUUUUGAGAACUCAUGAUCGGACAGUCCCAUUCGGACUCUCUAUUGCGGAUCUUCCACAAUUACCUACCAACCGAUUACUCAAGAUACGCAGUCAGUAUUUUUUUGAACACUAAUUGAGAGUUACGAUGGUUUUCCUUUUCAUUCGAUCAAUAUCUUCAUUCAAUUUCAAGAGGUAGACAUAAAAAUUAUUACAAAGGCUAUUUGACUUAGUAAACUUU